AGUGGAGGUAAGCGAGGAAUGACGGCAUCGAUCCUGACUACGAGUCUAGAUCGCCAGGCGUUUUGGAACAACGGUAUGCGCCGGAUGUAGCACCGAUGAUUGUGUUUGUUGGGUAGGAUUAGCUAGGCAUCCAAUGCAUUGAGGUGCAUAAGAGUUCGUCAAGAUCCUCCGAUUGAGAGUAUAUGUGAAGCUUGACCUCUUCAACAACACCUCCGAGCUCGUGAAGCUCCACAACAACAAACUUCACACCACACAAAAUGACACUACUCCAAACCCUCCUCCGCGCAACCGCGUUCAAAAACCCUCUUCUACGCACCCUCGUCCCCUCUGUCGCACUCGCAUACGGUAUCCAAGCUGCCGUCGCCGUCCCUUCCAUUGCAGCGCAAACAGAACGGUACUAUGACCUCUCUGGCAGCUUCACAUACCUGUCCUGCACAGCACUCAGCUUAGUACUGCCCUACAUGCGAGCCAGAGCCGCAGGUACUAUCACCGGCGGUAUAACCGAGUAUUUUAGCGCCCAGGGCCUGGGACAAGGCACGUGGUGGUGGAGGCAGGCGCUUUUGAGCGCUGCGGUGGGGAUUUGGGCUACGAGAUUGGGCUCCUACCUCUACAAACGCAUAUCCAGCGACGAAGGAAAAGAUUCCCGUUUCGACUCCAUCCGGACGUCCCCGCCAAAAUUCCUCGUCGCGUUCUUCGCACAAGCAACAUGGGUGUCUCUCUGCACCCUGCCAGUCAUCCUGGUGAACUCCGUUCCACGCUCCGCCUACGCAACCUCACUCCUCGGGCAAGCCGUAUCCUCAAAACCCUAUCUAACAGACAUCAUCGGCCUCGCCAUCUUUGUUUUCGGUCUUACUUUUGAGGUUGUGGCUGAUAGACAGAAGGAUGCCUGGGUUCAAGGCAAAAAGCAAAAGAAACACUCUGAAGAAUUUCUGACACACGGCCUAUGGAGUAAGAGUCGGCAUCCGAAUUACUUCGGCGAGGCAACGUUGUGGUCAGGUAUUGCGAUUGCGGCGGCGGGGUUGUUGGUUAGGCAGCCUGCGCAGGCUGCGUUGGGACUAAGUGGGGGCGUUGGUGGGCAGGUGCUUGUUGCGGGUAUGUGUGCGGCUAGUCCGGCUUUUGUGUCGUUCUUGUUGUUGAAGGUUAGUGGCGUGCCAUUGAGUGAGGAUAAGUACGAUAAGAGGUAUGGCGAUCGCAAGGAUUAUCAGAAAUGGAAGAGGGAGACGCCGAUGUUUGUGCCGAAAAUUUGGUAGGAUAUGGCGAGGAGUCUAGAAGAUAGUUCUCUCUAGACUUGUCAAGAGAAAAGACUGUUGGUGAGAGCUGAGUAUGGGAGAAAGUGGAAGUCGAACAAGGCGUAGAAAAGAAUUGAACGACCUUUCUCCAUCA
Alternaria rosae is the source of this 1383-nucleotide messenger RNA. RefSeq lists its product as uncharacterized. The transcript has 2 exons. Gene Ontology annotation, biological process: lipid metabolic process. Gene Ontology annotation, molecular function: oxidoreductase activity, acting on the CH-CH group of donors. The coding region runs from base 258 to 1250 and encodes 330 amino acids. The record is from RefSeq and is a predicted model, not a curated record. Gene Ontology annotation, cellular component: membrane. Lineage: Eukaryota; Fungi; Ascomycota; Dothideomycetes; Pleosporales; Pleosporaceae.